Molecule: messenger RNA, 1317 nt
Organism: Mastomys coucha (southern multimammate mouse)
Lineage: Eukaryota; Metazoa; Chordata; Mammalia; Rodentia; Muridae
Gene: Rnf19a
Product: ring finger protein 19A, RBR E3 ubiquitin protein ligase
Exons: 9
Biological process (GO): positive regulation of proteasomal ubiquitin-dependent protein catabolic process; protein polyubiquitination; ubiquitin-dependent protein catabolic process
Cellular component (GO): cytoplasm; ubiquitin ligase complex
Molecular function (GO): zinc ion binding; ubiquitin conjugating enzyme binding; ubiquitin protein ligase activity
Source: RefSeq, a predicted model, not a curated record
AUGCUUCGAAGGUGGCUUGUUGCAGAUCCUGACUGUAGGUGGUGUCCGGCUCCUGACUGUGGAUACGCUGUGAUAGCAUUUGGAUGUGCCAGCUGUCCAAAAUUAACUUGUGGGCGAGAAGGCUGUGGAACAGAGUUUUGCUACCACUGUAAACAGAUCUGGCAUCCAAACCAGACCUGUGAUGCUGCUCGACAGGAAAGAGCCCAGAGUUUACGCUUAAGAACUAUACGGUCUUCAUCUAUUAGUUACAGCCAGGAAUCUGGAGCAGCAGCUGAUGAUAUAAAGCCAUGUCCACGAUGUGCUGCUUAUAUAAUAAAGAUGAAUGAUGGGAGUUGCAAUCAUAUGACAUGUGCUGUCUGUGGUUGUGAGUUUUGUUGGUUGUGUAUGAAAGAAAUCUCCGAUUUACAUUAUCUAAGUCCCUCAGGUUGUACUUUUUGGGGGAAGAAACCCUGGAGCCGAAAGAAGAAAAUCCUGUGGCAGCUGGGAACCCUUGUUGGUGCUCCCGUGGGGAUUGCUCUUAUAGCUGGCAUUGCCAUUCCUGCCAUGAUCAUUGGCAUUCCUGUGUACGUGGGCCGCAAGAUUCAUAAUCGCUAUGAAGGCAAAGAUGUUUCAAAACACAAGCGGAAUCUGGCCAUAGCAGGCGGUGUCACCCUGUCUGUAAUCGUCUCUCCGGUAGUAGCUGCAGUGACUGUAGGCAUUGGUGUUCCUAUCAUGCUAGCUUAUGUCUAUGGUGUGGUCCCAAUUUCCCUCUGCCGAAGCGGAGGUUGUGGAGUUUCUGCAGGCAAUGGGAAAGGAGUGAGGAUUGAGUUUGAUGAUGAGAACGACAUAAACGUUGGUGGGACUAAUGCAGCCAUAGAUACAACAUCAGUAGCAGAAGCUAGGCACAACCCUAGCAUAGGAGAGGGAAGUGUCGGCGGUCUGACUGGCAGUUUGAGUGCAAGUGGAAGCCACAUGGAUCGAAUAGGCACCAUUAGAGACAACCUGAGUGAGACAGCCAGCACCAUGGCAUUAGCUGGAGCAAGUAUCACGGGCAGUCUGUCGGGAAGUGCCAUGGUAAACUGUUUCAACAGGUUGGAAGUACAAGCAGACGUACAGAAAGAACGGUGUAGUCUCAGUGGAGAGUCUGGCACAGUGAGCUUGGGAACAGUUAGUGAUAACGCCAGCACCAGAGCAAUGGCAGGGUCUAUUCUGAACUCCUAUAUCCCUCUGGACAGAGAAGGGAACAGUAUGGAAGUGCAAGUGGAUAUUGAAUCAAAGCCAUUCAAGUUCCGACACAACAGUGGAAGCAGCAGUGUGGAUGACAGUGGUGCUGCCCGG